This is a messenger RNA of Octodon degus (degu), 3945 nucleotides long. RefSeq names its product RNA binding motif protein 25 (gene Rbm25). The record is from RefSeq and is a predicted model, not a curated record. Gene Ontology annotation, biological process: regulation of alternative mRNA splicing, via spliceosome; mRNA processing. Gene Ontology annotation, molecular function: mRNA binding. Gene Ontology annotation, cellular component: spliceosomal complex. Bases 153 to 2543 code for a protein of 796 amino acids. The transcript has 19 exons. Lineage: Eukaryota; Metazoa; Chordata; Mammalia; Rodentia; Octodontidae.
UCAUGGGAACAGUCUGAGGAAGAACAGUUGUGAGCAUGAAGGAUGCGCUUUUCUUUUGGAAAGAACUGUCUAAUAAACAGGAGUCUAUCCUGAAUUUAGAUCUACAUUUUGGGAGCUUAUUUUAGAAAAGAUCUAAGUUUUAAAAAUUCUGAAUGGACAGACAGAGAAAAGAGGGUCUUUGCCAACUCCUUUGGACUGCUGCAGUAAGAAUGUCUUUCCCCCCUCAUUUGAAUCGCCCUCCCAUGGGAAUCCCAGCACUUCCACCGGGAAUCCCACCCCCACAGUUUCCAGGCUUUCCUCCACCAGUGCCUCCGGACGUGGUGGUGUACAAACCUAAAUGCGGUUUGGUUUUGAGUUGGAAGAGAGUACAAGGUGCUUCUGGGAAACUUCAAGCUUUUGGAUUCUGUGAGUAUAAGGAGCCUGAAUCUACCCUCCGUGCACUCAGAUUAUUACAUGACCUUCAGAUUGGAGAGAAGAAACUACUUGUGAAAGUUGAUGCCAAAACAAAGGCACAACUAGAUGAAUGGAAAGCAAAAAAGAAAGCUUCUAAUGGGAAUGCCAGGCCUGAAACUGUCACUAAUGAUGAUGAAGAAGCUUUAGAUGAAGAGACAAAAAGAAGAGAUCAGAUGAUUAAAGGGGCCAUUGAAGUUUUAAUACGAGAAUACUCAAGUGAGCUAAAUGCCCCCUCACAGGAGUCUGACUCUCAUCCCAGGAAGAAGAAAAAGGAAAAGAAGGAGGACAUUUUCCGCAGAUUUCCAGUUGCCCCACUGAUCCCUUAUCCGCUCAUCGCUAAGGAGGAUAUAAAUGCUAUAGAAAAGGAAGAGGACAAAAGAGACCUGAUAUCUCGAGAGAUCAGCAAAUUCAGAGACACGCACAAGAAACUGGAAGAAGAGAAAGGCAAAAAGGAAAAAGAAAGACAGGAAAUUGAGAAAGAACGGAGAGAAAGAAAGAGGGAGCGUGAAAGGGAACGAGAAAGGCGAGAACGGGAACGAGAAAGGGAAAGAGAACGUGAACGAGAAAAGGAGAAGGAACGGGAGCGGGAACGAGAACGGGAUAGGGACCGUGACCGAACAAAGGAGAGAGAUCGGGACCGAGAUCGAGAGAGAGAUCGGGACCGGGAUCGAGAACGGAGUUCAGAUCGAAAUAAGGAUCGGAGUCGAUCAAGAGAAAAAAGCAGAGACCGUGAAAGAGAACGGGAGCGAGAAAGAGAGAGAGAACGAGAAAGGGAACGUGAGAGAGAACGUGAACGGGAGAGAGAGCGCGAGAGGGAACGGGAGCGGGAAAGAGAGAAAGACAAGAAACAAGAUCGAGAGGAGGAUGAGGAAGAUGCAUAUGAACGAAGAAAACUGGAACGAAAACUCCGGGAGAAAGAAGCUGCUUACCAGGAGAGACUUAAAAAUUGGGAAAUCAGAGAACGAAAAAAAACUCGGGAAUAUGAGAAAGAGGCUGAAAGAGAAGAAGAAAGAAGAAGAGAAAUGGCUAAAGAGGCUAAGCGACUAAAAGAAUUCUUAGAAGAUUAUGAUGAUGAUAGAGAUGAUCCCAAAUACUACAGGGGGAGUGCUCUUCAAAAACGGUUGCGUGACAGGGAAAAGGAAAUGGAAGCAGAUGAACGGGAUAGGAAGAGAGAGAAGGAAGAGCUUGAAGAAAUCAGGCAACGCCUUCUGGCAGAAGGGCACCCAGAUCCAGAUGGAGAGCUCCAGAGGAUUGAACAAGAGGCUGAGAGACGCAGACAACCACAAAUAAAGCAGGAGCCAGAAUCAGAGGAAGAAGAGGAAGAAAAGCAAGAAAAGGAAGAAAAACGAGAAGAACCUAUGGAAGAAGAAGAGGAGCCUGAGCAAAAGCCUUGUCUGAAACCCACUCUGAGGCCCAUCAGCUCUGCCCCAUCUGUUUCUUCUGCCAGUGGCAAUGCAACACCCAAUACUCCUGGGGACGAGUCUCCCUGUGGUAUUAUUAUUCCUCAUGAAAACUCACCAGAUCAACAGCAACCCGAAGAGCACAGGCCAAAAAUAGGAUUAAGCCUCAAACUGGGUGCUUCUAAUAGUCCUGGUCAGCCCAAUUCUGUGAAAAGGAAGAAACUACCUGUAGAUAGUGUAUUUAACAAAUUUGAGGAUGAAGAUAGUGACGACGUACCACGAAAAAGGAAACUUGUUCCAUUGGAUUAUGGUGAAGAUGAUAAAAAUGCUACCAAAGGCACUGUGAACACUGAAGAGAAACGCAAACAUAUAAAGAGUCUUAUUGAGAAAAUCCCAACAGCCAAACCUGAGCUCUUUGCUUAUCCUCUGGAUUGGUCUAUUGUGGAUUCUAUGCUGAUGGAACGACGAAUUAGACCAUGGAUUAAUAAGAAAAUCAUAGAAUACAUAGGUGAAGAAGAAGCUACAUUAGUUGAUUUUGUUUGUUCAAAGGUUAUGGCCCAUAGUUCACCUCAGAGCAUUUUAGAUGAUGUUGCCAUGGUACUUGAUGAAGAAGCAGAAGUUUUUAUAGUAAAAAUGUGGAGAUUAUUGAUAUAUGAAACAGAAGCCAAGAAAAUUGGUCUUGUGAAGUAAAACUUUUUAUUACACUUAGGGUUCCAUUUCAGAUAUCUUAUUUCUCAUCCUUCAGAGGACUUUGAAUUUUUCUUUGCCUUCAAAGACAUUUGUGAGAUCUGUAAUUUUUUAAAUGUAGAAAAUGUGAAUUUUUUUUUUUUUUUUCCUCUCAAUUUGUCAAUGACCUAUGUACUUCUUGGUUGUAAAGUCAUCUGAAUCCUUCGUUGUCUUUAUACUUGCCAGGUACAAAUUACUGGUAUGUUUUAUAAGCUGCAGCUACUGUAUACAGCCUAUCUGAUAUAAUCUUGUUCUGCUGAUUUGUUCCUUGUAAAUAUUAAAAUGACUCCCCAAUUCUUUUGCAGAAUUUCACUUAAUAUUGACUUGUACUGUAUAGGAAACAACAUGAAUGAUUUUAGUUGGAAGAAUACCAUUCAUAUCCACUCCCACCUUUUGCCCCUUGGAUCAGAAAUGACACACCCUCAUGAGGCAUGGAAGUUAAAAUUAGAAUGGAAAAUUAGCACACAAUCUCUUCCUACAGUAUGUAUAUGUAUGAAUGUGUUUGUGUGAAUGUAUGUACAAAAAUAUUCCCUAAUUUACUUACAGAAGUAUAGAACAAAACUGAUAUUGUGCGGAUCCAAAUGUCUGGUAUAAUUAGGUUAUUUUAUGCUAAAUAGGAUUUCCUUGUUGAUAGCUGGCUGUUUCAGCCUUCACUGUAGUGGAGAAUAGAUUAAGGUGACCUUCCUCUCCAAGGUGCCCUGUUUUCAUUGCUUAGAAAUGAGGCAGAUCAUAGAAUUUUGGAAAGUUUAGUUUGCACUAGCUGGUCUUCAGCUUAAAAGAAGUCUUCAAACUAAGAACAUUUGAAAGGAAAUUUGGCUCGAACUGUAGCUUCGUAGAGCUCAUGCUUUGCCUGCUGGAGGCUCCCUAGGUUCAAUUGCUAGCACCAAAAAUUUAAAAAAGACAAAAUAUAAAAGCAAGUUGACAGUUAAGGAGAAUCUGACAAAAUACAGUAAGAAUUGUGGCAAUUUACAAAGUUUACAUCUUAUUUCCAGAGAUAAAUCAUUCAAGACAGUUAUACUAUACUAACCAUGAAUUUUUCCCUAUUCUCAUCAAAGUUUAUACUGAUGUGAUUAGACAUAUACCUGUGGGUUUUUUAAAUUGUGGAUUAGAGUGUCAGCAGUGAGCAGAAUUUGCCUGAAAAUGUAACAGGUUUUAAACAGUUUGUAACACAAAUAAGGUGCAGUUAUUUCCAUGUCUAUUUAUUUCAGAAGAAAAUUUGGUCUGUUAGAAAAGCAUACUUGUAAAAUUGAGUUAACUAGAUUUUUUUACUUCUUACGAGGACAUUUGAAAACACUGUUCUUAACACCGAACCAUGGUAUGGUUCCAUUAUGUAAAUAUUUCACAUAUUAAAAAUGUAUAUAUUUGA